Molecule: messenger RNA, 759 nt
Organism: Colletotrichum chrysophilum
Lineage: Eukaryota; Fungi; Ascomycota; Sordariomycetes; Glomerellales; Glomerellaceae
Exons: 2
Coding region: 1-759 (252 amino acids)
Source: RefSeq, a predicted model, not a curated record
AUGACUAAAUCACUGCGCGGGUCUUCACUCCCUCAGGCCCGCUCAUACCAUCACAAUCAUUACCAUUUACACAACAAGCGCGCCGCCUCACACGAGAAUGCGAUUCCUCACCACCACCACCGCCGCCAGACAGACACAGACGAAGCCGACAACAGCCCCACUCCCGAGUCCGCAUCCAGCAGCUCCUCCUCCUCUCGCAAAGUCGUCGUCCAGACCGUCUCCAUCGUUCAAGUAGUCGAUGCCUCCGGCGCCCCCAUCGAAGUUCAGACUCACUACGCUCCUCCCGCCACCGUGGAUGCCGACACGUCGCCCAGCGCCAGCGCCAGUGCUGACCUAGGCCUGUCCAUCGCAGCUGUUUCCACCACCGAGACCUCCACAGACAUCAACUCCUCCGAAACUGCGUCCUCCUCGAGCGACUCAUCCCUGUCGACUCCCCCGGCGACGACCUCCUCGACGACACCAUCGCCCGCGGGCUCUUCCACAAGUCAAGAUAUUCCCUUGACGUCCAAUCCUUUAUCCUCAGUACCGGCAUCGUCUGCGGCGCCCAUUCCUUACGUCAACAAAUUCAUCUUCUACAUCAGUCCUUACCGCAACCACUUCAACAAGCCUGUUUUCGUCCGGCUCGACGAGCGUAACAUCUUCAGUGCUUUCAUCCAUUUCAUCGACUUCCGAUUCAUCUUCUGGUUCAACUACCACCACCACCGGCAGCCUCAGCACCACCAACACUUUUGCCACGAGCACAUCGACAGGUUCCGCUGA